AUGGCACCAAUCCAUCCGGAGUCAGGGGCGGGGCAGUUCUAUGAUAUGUCGCCUCCAAAGCGAUUAGGACGAGGAAGACAUGCAAUCGUGUUCGAAUGUCGUGACCCAAGCGGUCGCAUCUACGCUAUGAAACUGUUCAAACAGGACAGCAGAGGCAGAAUCAGUCGCGAACUCGAGAUAUUCCAAUAUCUAGGAAAUGGUCCGAACAUUAUCAAAUUUAUCGACGCUGUCCAAGGUGAGGAGGGAUCUGACAUCGGCAUAGUCCUCGAAUACGUAGACAACACAGAUUUUCGAACGCUGUAUCCUCGUUUUGAUGACCUUGAUAUUCGAUAUUAUACCCGCGAGCUACUCAAAGCUUUGGAAUUCGCCCAUAGCCAAGGUGUCAUGCAUCGUGAUGUUAGACCGCACAAUGUAGUGAUCGACCCCGAGAACAGAAAGCUCCGACUGAUAGGCUGGAGCUCAGCUGACUUUUACCGACCCGACGAAGACUUAGACGUUUGCGUGGGUCUUUGGAAGCCACCAGAGCUGCUUCUCAACUACGAACGAUACGAUUUCAGCAUAGAUAUGUGGUGCUUCGGGUCUAUGCUCGCAGCCAUGAUCUUCAGAAAGGAACCUUUCUUUCACGGAAUUAGCCGUAUUGAUCAACUGAAGAAAAUUGCCGAAGUCCUUGGCACAGACAAGCUGUACCGCUUUGCCAAUGAAUAUGAGCUCGAGUUAGACGAUGAGGAACUUGAAGCUCUGGGUCAACAUCACGAGCAAGCUUGGACGGAUUUUAUCAACUCGGAUAAUGAGAGACUUGUAUCUGAUGAAGUGCUGAGUCUUAUUGACCAGCUUCUACGAUUUGACCCGAGGGCAAGUAUUAUCCAGUGA
Molecule: messenger RNA, 870 nt
Organism: Fusarium redolens
Lineage: Eukaryota; Fungi; Ascomycota; Sordariomycetes; Hypocreales; Nectriaceae
Product: kinase-like domain-containing protein
Exons: 5
Coding region: 1-870 (289 amino acids)
Biological process (GO): protein phosphorylation
Cellular component (GO): nucleus; protein kinase CK2 complex; cytosol
Molecular function (GO): protein serine/threonine kinase activity; ATP binding; protein tyrosine kinase activity
Source: RefSeq, a predicted model, not a curated record